AUGAUGAAUGAACCGACGAAUAUCAGUCGUCCAGUACUCUUUCGAGCUCGGGAAGGUCUUCCAGGCAAAGGCACCAAGAAUCGUGCAGGAAAAGGCGAUGAGGUGUGGCUCAUUGCUGGAAUGCCGACCCCAGUUGUGUUGCGAAAGACAGAGCGUGAGGAUUGUUUCACAAGAACUGAUAUUGUCUAUGUUCACGGGAUCAUGCAUGGAGAAUUGUUUGACCAGAAAGAUCGUAUACAAGAAGAGAUUGAGCUCAUCUAG
Messenger RNA from Penicillium coprophilum, 261 nucleotides. Its product is annotated as Ankyrin and HET domain protein. The record is from RefSeq and is a predicted model, not a curated record. Lineage: Eukaryota; Fungi; Ascomycota; Eurotiomycetes; Eurotiales; Aspergillaceae. The coding region runs from base 1 to 261 and encodes 86 amino acids. The transcript has a single exon.